GCAGAUAAUCGCACUGGCUCACAGAAACUAAGUUCUAGCCCCACGACGCCGGUCACAAAAAGCAUCCUUAUCGGGAAGUCGGCCCCAUGGCAUCCAUAUUCCACACCAUCUACGAGUCAAAAGACUCCACAUACUCGACACGGAACUUCUAUGCCGAAUACCCGAGUCUUGAGGAUAUCCAGAUUGAGCCCUGCCAGUUUAAACCCACCAAAUUGUCCGAGUCGUUGGCCACCAUCUCCAAUCUCUGCUACGACGGCUUCAAGGAUAUCGACGAUAUGCCGCAAAAAUUGACAAAGCUCAGAAACACCAUCAUGGAGCUGAUGAUCUACUGUAUCAGGAUCGAGCGCAGUGCCUACCAUGAGUACAUCCAGGCGUUAGCCCGGAAGACCAAUCUUUUCAUGGAAAGAAUCGUGUUGAAAGUGCUCCAGGCGUGCCAGGAUUCCGAGAGCCCGGCAAGCUGUUUUCAUCUCGUCAAGGCAAUCCACGAUGUUGUGUUGCUUAUGUACUCGUUCACGAACCCGCUCAAAAUCCCGGACUUGCUCUCGGGCAUCUCAUCCGUGUCCACCGAGGCACUUGUGUCGGCAUUCAAGGUGGAAGAUAUAUUUGAGGCCACCAAGGAAUUGCAUGCUUUCAUAUUGUGCUACCCGCUCCUCCAUGAUGUGGACAUGGAGAAGCCCGUGCCGUGUUCCUCCAGUGACAACAACACGCCCAAAAAGCUCUUCAAGGGCGAGGCCGCCGAAAUCUUGGACUACCUUGCCAAAAUCAACUUGGUCGUCAUCAACAACACCGUGCCCACCGCCAGCCUCUUCCGAUAUUUUGAGAGUAUGCUUGCGUCAGACAAGUUCUCGCUUCUCGAGCUCGAGUACUUUGAGGAGUUUUUGUCACAUUUCGCCCGCGUCAGCAAGUUCUGUCAGCUGCAGCAGAAUACGGCCCUUUUUGACCGACAGAAGGAGGAGCUCCAUUCGCCGUUUUUCCAGAUGAUCCAACUCAACCCGUUCAACAAGCUGGACUGGUGCACGCCGCUCCAGGCUGUCAACUAUCUUCAGAUCUUCGUCGACUUGUACAACGAAAUCUACAACGAACGCCUUAUUCUCGAGCGCUGGUACAACAACGAGACAGGGCACGAGGCCACGGUGGUGAGACGAAUCGUGGACGAGCAAGUGGCGCAGGCAUGUGACUGCCCGCAAGACCACCCGUCACCAGCCACGCCGGAAUUCGUGAAUUUCUUCUCGCAGUCGGUGAUUCAACAAUCGGAAUCCACACCUGACACGGUGGCCGUGGAAAGUUCCGUGGACUACAAUGGCAAGCUCGUCCACCUGCGUCCACCCGGCGGGCAGCUCUGUGGCAGACUGCCCAACAUUCAGAGUCCGCUCCCAAAAUCGCACAAGAUUUUCCAGUUGAAUGAGCAGGUGGCCUACGAACUACGAGACUUCAGGUCGCUGAUCGAGGAGAGGUACCGCGUGAACAAGGUGUCGUUCAAGGAACACAAGUGCUUGAAGUGCAAAUACCUUCCUUGGCACAAGCACGUGUACGGAUGA
Messenger RNA from Metschnikowia bicuspidata var. bicuspidata NRRL YB-4993, 1538 nucleotides. RefSeq lists its product as uncharacterized. NCBI's taxonomy places the organism in Eukaryota, Fungi, Ascomycota, Pichiomycetes, Serinales, Metschnikowiaceae. The transcript has a single exon. Bases 87 to 1538 code for a protein of 483 amino acids. The record is from RefSeq and is a predicted model, not a curated record.